This is a messenger RNA of Protopolystoma xenopodis, 579 nucleotides long. The record is from the annotation of a GenBank genome assembly. Lineage: Eukaryota; Metazoa; Platyhelminthes; Monogenea; Polystomatidea; Polystomatidae.
AUGAGUUGUGGAGGAGGCAGGUCACUCCAGCUGGCCAACUUGGAGUCCGCUGAACCCGCCGGCAGUUGGGGACACGAAAAGCUGUUCUCCGUUUCGGCCACUCGUCGACUCUGGACUGCCGACCUGGCGACCGAUCGGCCUGCCGCUGGUGGACCUGAAUUAUUGGGAAAUUUUCCUCCACGAUGCACCAUUAACUGGUCCCCUCUUUUCCUCUCCCUCUCUCUCUCUCUCCCUCAAAUACAAACAACCACACACACACGCACGGUCUCCCUUUGGCCUCGACACCAUCAAGAGACAAGGUCUCGUCUGGAACUUGGUGCAACUGGCAUACCGACCUGUUUUAUCGCGUCCGGGGCUGGCCAGAAAACGGCUGGCUUACUUGCAAUGACUUGUAAGCACUGCAUUAUCGCAAAAGGUGCAAACCUGCUUUGCCUCCUCGAAUCCAGUAAACGUGUGACGAGGACGAUGCAGAAAACAUCUGCCAUCUUUGAGCUGGGACACGAUUCGACUACUGACAUCGCUAGACUCGGGCGUACAAGUGGCAUCAGACAGGCAAAUCAGGGCUUGAUGCUGAAGUAA